Molecule: messenger RNA, 1014 nt
Organism: Microthlaspi erraticum
Lineage: Eukaryota; Viridiplantae; Streptophyta; Magnoliopsida; Brassicales; Brassicaceae
Source: the annotation of a GenBank genome assembly
AUGAUUGGAAGCAUCUUCCUAGAUGAGCCAACGCAUCACUACAGCUGCGCUGAUAUUUUCCAGACUGUUUCUAUGGUAUGGAAGGACAACGAGUCAGGAGAAACUCUUGUCAGGCUAAUACAAGAGGAGUGUGGGCCACACAUCCGUGCUUCCAUCAAGUCUUUAGAAGGGAAAUACAAUGAUGACGAUCCCUCUGUUUUCUUGACAUGCUUGGAGGAAUAUAGGGUGGACUUUCUCCGUAAGAUGGAGUUUCUCUGCAGCAUUUGCGGAGGUAAUUCUCAGAGAGUUCGUGGACAAACAUUGGGGGAUAUUCUUCUUAUGCUUUUGCCGAGUCAACUUAGCUUGGCUUCAGAACUUUGUGGAAAGGUUCUUUCCAAGAUUCUACAAAUGAUUAGAGAUCAAAGAUCAGGCAAGUUUGUCGACAUGACUCAGCUCAAGUCACUUAUGGAAAUGUUCCAUGGGCACUAUCUCCACGACUCGCUCUUCUUUGGGAAGCCUUUGCUUGAGGGCACUGCUGAGUUUUACACCGCAGAAGCAGUACAAGUCUUUGAGCAGUCCGACCUUCCACAGUACUUGAAGCAUGUUAAGGGAAGGUUGCGUGAGGAGAAGGAAAAAUGCCAAUCCCUCUUCUGUUUUGGGAUGUUCAUGGACGAGGUGAUUGCAAUUGUAGAGAGGGAGUUCCUUGUGGUUCGUGCCUCUGCCAUUAUUGAAAAGGGUUUUGUGACAUUAAUGGAUGAGAACCGUCGUGCUGACCUUGGUAUCAUGUAUCGUCUGUUCUCUGAGGCGGACUUAUUAGGUCAUCUGGACGAAGCUCUCAGGUCCUACAUUCUGGAUACUGGAAGGAAGAUGUUAGCACAAGGCUCAUCAUCACUGGCAGAUUUCAUGGCUUCAGUUGAUCAGAUAUGUUUUGCCAGCUUUUUGGAAGAUCCUUCGUUGGAAAAGACUGCUGAUGAGUGUUUUAUGGAGCUUGGUUUGUCUUGGAAGGAUCGUUUUGCAUUGUUCUAUGGAAUCUGA